CUUACACGAGGAUGAAGAUUUAUUUAUUAUACUUCUACGAACAAAAGAACAUAAACAACCUACAGGAGGUGGCGAGUACUAGAUGUCUUCAACAUCAUUUGUUUCGCCUUAGAGCUAGCGUAAAGAGAAAUGCCUUCUCCCGUUUACGGCACACGAACAUCAUACGGCGGAUCUUCGUCCUCUAGUUACUAUUCAGGUCCUUCUUCCUCUACGUCUAGACGAACGACAACCUCAUCGCAGGACUCUUCGUCGAUGUACAACAACAGCAGUGGAUCUAAUCAGAGCAAUCCGUUCUACAGCGGGGGAGAUGGCGGUAGUGGAGAUGGUGCACCAGGGGGCGCACCUCAAAACGGUAGCCAAUAUGGCACCUCUUCGCCACCUACGCAGUAUGACUCUGCCGACUUACGCGUCAGAAGAGGCUACAGAGACCAGCAGCCUUUAGCGGACUUCAGUUCGGUGUUUAGAGACCCGGAAGCUGGUGGGACAGCAGAUGGCUUUGGACUGGAGAAUACUGCAGGAGGACAUACCAUGUCCCCUGCUAAUGGGGCAGCCAGACCAAGCAUGACCUCAAAGAUGAAGAUUAUGUUUGCACUGCUAGUAGGCGCCGCAGCAGCGUUGCACGCAGACCUGAAUAUGGCAGCGCCGCAUAUGAGCAGACUGGCGGAAGAUUUUGGUAUCUAUAGUAUACUGCUAGUGCUAGAUGAUUACCACGACUUCUACAUCAAGCAAUAAGGGCGACUUCUCAUUAUGAUGUCAAUAAAUACUAGAGUAGAAUUUUUAGAUGAUUCAAUUUCAGUUUCAAAGCUUCAAUAUUUUUGCGUUUAGUUGCAGCAGGAUUUUUGCGUUUAGCUGACCUUGAUGGUCAUCUCCUCCUGUGCAUUCGGAACAUAUCCGAUCUCCCACUUGAGGUCUAACGGCGCUAGAGAAAGACAAGUUGUUGGGUGGCAUGGUGCAGCUUGGGUUUUUCAUAGUUGGUGGCGCUUGCUCCCUUUUCGUCGGUCCGCUUGCGGACAAGUCGGACCGUGUCCAACUGCUCUCAGGGCUACUCGUCUUCUCAGGGACGUUGAACUUGUGCAUAUCGCAGUUUCUCCCAAACUCGAAAGCGGGGUUUUUCUACUUUUAAGGGUACACCUUUAAGUUGCUUUUCUUACCGCUUUUUAUGCCUCUCUCCCUUAGGAUGAGAAAGGCAUAAAAAGCGGGGUAACCCGCAAGCACCAAAAUAGCCUACCUCUAAUACUUCUUCAUUUGCCGCGUCCUGAGCGGUGUCAGCAUUGGCGGAUGCUUUCCAGUACUCUACUCUUUGUGUGGGGACUUGUUUCCGAGUUCACAACGAAGCUUCGUAGCCGCGAGUAUUGGAGCAGGUGCGAAUGCGGGAGCGGCGAUUGGAAGCAUCUUCAGUGGUAUCAUAGGCACUGCUGGAGCGUGGCGAUAUCCCUAUGGCGUCGCGUUUUUGCUGCAGAUAGUAGGAGCGGGAAGCGUAGUGGCACUGCUGAAAGAUCCACGGAAGGCGCAGGAGAGGGGACAAUGUAAGUAAAUUUAUGGCAGUUCUAUUUCUACAACUUUUGCUUUUCUCAACAUGAUAAUUAUGGACGACUCUCCCUGAUUGAUUUUGAUGCCAAAUCAUGAUCAUCUCUAAUAUCUCAUCUUCACUCAAUGUCAGUCAAUCACAAACACAAACCAGCAUCAGCCGGCCCAAAGGAUUGGGCUGCUGCGUGGGCUGGGGGGAGACAAGCCUAUACCGAAAUGGAGGCGCAAAAAGGCUAUAUUAGAAUGGAAGACCUCGACUUUUCGAAGUUCCGAGAUAUUGGACAAAUACCCACGAAUAAGAUUCUUCUUUUGCAAGCAAUACCAGGAUGCGUGCCUGUCAGCCUUAUUCUCACGUUUUUGCCGGAUUAUCUGAGUACCUCUACCUGCAGUACUUUGGUUGAUUAUUUUGGUUGAUAUUUUAAUUUUUGAUAGGAAGCACCCACGACAUGCAGAUGCACAUCAACAUGAUUGACUUCUUGAUUUUCCAAUGUUGAAAAGAGGAAGAGUUUUUAGACGAUCGGCAUUUUAUUUACAAUCAUGAUCACCACUACCUCUACAGUUUCUCAGCAUGGCAUGUCUGUGCAGUCCACAGUUUUGGUGCAGACGACGUGGGGAGUGGCCUCGCUCGCCUUAACCUUUCUAGGUGGCAUGCUAGGACAGCGCAUGUACGAAACCAAUAAGAAUCAUUUUUGCCGUUUUUUGGCUGUAGCAGUAGCCGCUGGCGUUUUUCCGUUUCUUAUUCUCACCAAUCUCUCCGCGUCCCUGAUCGCGAACCAAGAAACUGGCAGAUGCACGUUCUUGAGUCUAGUGCUCGCUUGUGCAGGCGGUCUUGUCGGCAUCGCGGGACCGAACGUUAGAGCAACCUUGAUGCAUUUAAACCCAAGUAGUGCUCGCGGAACGGUUUUCUCCGCUCUGACUCUGUGUGACGAUUUGGGCAAAGGGUUUGGCCCUUUCGUGAUCGUGAUCCUGAUUUCGAUAUUUGGCCGUCGAAUAGCGUUCUCGAUCGCCUUCUGCUUCUGGUUCAUCGCGUCCUUUAUGCUGUACAACCUGAAAACACAUCUCCAACGCGACUGCCAUAACUCCUCUUUUGGCUUCUCGGCUGGUGGACGAGCUCACCACUCGCGGUACGAGUAAAACGGUCGCGAUGGCAUGAUCAUUCGCGAUCACAUGAGUGAAACUAAAAGAUGCUGCUGGUCGGAGUUGGUGGCAUACGAGGCGAGCACCUCUUGCAUGAUUCGAGUGGUCGUUCUAGAGGCCACGUCUUCGUCUACUUCCUGCUCCUCCCUUCUUGUACAACUUCAAACUAGUUAAAGUAUUUCUCCCUUGACAGUCACCCGUCGGGCCGAAUUAGAAAUUCAAAAAUUCGGAUAGAGCAAAUUGUCUGUCUCGUUAAACUUGCCUUUUUGUCCUCCAAUAGAAGUAACACACUCACCGUUCUAACGAGCGUGUGUCACAAUACCCCGUUAUUCACUAAGUCCUAUUUCAGCGUAAAAGUAAGCAAGUAGGUACUACAAUAACUCCAACGUACUAGUCUGUCAUAGUAGUUGUAAUGAUCGUUCUCUCCAAGAGUCAGUGCCCUCCUGAGUCAAUCAUUGACAUUUUCAACAUCUGUGGCGAGCAAUCACUUCUUCUAAGCGUGGUUGUCGCCCCAUCUCAGAAACUGAAAUAUUCAACGUCACCCAACAACGUCGCCAAAGCGCAUACAGAUAUGAUAAACCUCUACCGAUUCGAAGGUCUGCUAGGUCGUUUACGAUCGUUGUAAUCGUACCAUAGUAAUAGUUGUCAACACGCAAAAAGAACUUGAAG
Amoebophrya sp. A25 is the source of this 3333-nucleotide messenger RNA. NCBI's taxonomy places the organism in Eukaryota, Dinophyceae, Syndiniales, Amoebophryaceae. The record is from the annotation of a GenBank genome assembly.